This is a messenger RNA of Pungitius pungitius (ninespine stickleback), 1780 nucleotides long. RefSeq names its product ADP-ribosylation factor-like 8 (gene arl8). Gene Ontology annotation, cellular component: cytoplasm; trans-Golgi network. The record is from RefSeq and is a predicted model, not a curated record. Gene Ontology annotation, molecular function: GTP binding; GTPase activity. NCBI's taxonomy places the organism in Eukaryota, Metazoa, Chordata, Actinopteri, Perciformes, Gasterosteidae. Gene Ontology annotation, biological process: vesicle-mediated transport; intracellular protein transport; protein localization to Golgi membrane. Bases 335 to 874 code for a protein of 179 amino acids. The transcript has 6 exons.
CAACGGGCAGAAGAAGCCGCGCGGACCCCGGUCAACUCGGUGCCGCAGUCAUCACCCGGUGGCUCUCGCGGUUCGGCGGAGGCUUUUGACGAUAACCCUGCCCGCUCGACAAGCUCGCCUUGCGUCGUUUCAGCCUCGUCAGCUCCGUUUUAGUGUGUAACCGGACCGCAUGGAGUCGGCGUUCAAAAGGUCUGCGAGGUGUUCCGAGUACAAGGGCUCGUCCAGCUAAUGUUAGCAAACCGCGGCGGGCUGUGCAGUGUGGACCCCGGGAGCGCAGAGGCUCGGCGCUCGCUCUAUCGACGGACGGACGGACGGAAGUGGGUGAACCCCAACAAUGGGCCUCAUAUUCGCCAAACUGUGGAGCUUCUUCUGCAACCAAGAACACAAGGUGAUAAUUGUCGGACUCGACAAUGCCGGGAAAACCACCAUCCUCUACCAAUUUCUGAUGAACGAGGUCGUCCACACGUCACCCACUAUCGGAAGCAACGUGGAGGAAAUAGUGGUGAAGAACACCCACUUCCUGAUGUGGGAUAUAGGAGGACAGGAGUCUCUCCGGUCCUCCUGGAACACCUACUACUCCAAUACAGAGUUCAUCAUUCUGGUGGUGGACAGCACGGACAGAGAGAGGCUGGUCAUCUCUAAAGAGGAGCUCUACAGGAUGCUGGCUCAUGAGGACCUGCGGAAAGCAGCUGUGUUGAUAUUUGCCAACAAGCAGGAUAUGAAGGACUGUAUGUCCGCGGCAGAGAUCUCCAAAUACCUCACCCUGAGCUCCAUCAAAGACCACCCCUGGCACAUACAGUCCUGCUGUGCCCUCACAGGAGAGGGUUUAUGCCAGGGCCUUGAGUGGAUGACAUCGAGGGCCGGCCUUAGAUAGCCCCGCCCCCCCCCCCACCGCCAGCAGCCAACGGCCUGACUACCUGCACCACCCACCCGGUGGCAACAACAGCUUGUCCUUACUGGCUUAUUUGUACUUUUUUUAAUUCUUUUUUUUUUUCUUUUUUUUUUUUAAUGAUAAGCUUGGACUUUGGCCUGUGGAGACGGCCCAAGUCUGAGCAGCUUCGACGCGCCCCACAGAGGGGAUCUUGGUGCUUCUCCCAAAUGGAGCGGAACCGACGGACCGACCUGGUCACGUGCUGCCGGACGGGCGUUCCUUUUACAGUAAAGGAGGAGGAGUCAUUUCAGUGCGCAGCAGGGCUGCACUGGGCGUGAUUUACACUACACACAUAUCAUGUCGCGUCACCUCAUAUCAAGCGAAACGCCAUAAACAUCACGUUGGUGCAGCGCUAUGAUUUUUGUACUUAUUGCCUCUAUAUAAGUUUGUUCAUUAACGAGGCGAGCAAAGGGAUUACAAGCAGUAUUUUGAAACCCCUUUUUUUGGGGGGGGAAUGGUGGCACAAGGGAGUUUUUCGGAAUAAUGUUCUCAUUUUUUUUCUUUUCAUUUAACAUCUGUUACACAUGAUUUCAGUUUCAUAAGCUCCAGUGUUGGCAGGUGUCACACUAGAAAUGAUUGGUGCCGUAUUAAAAUGUGGUCAAAUAUACAUCUCCCUUGUUUAUUAACUCUGAGCCUGUACUUGUUUGUACUUGAGCCGAAGGGUCGUCAUGCAAACCUUUAUUCAAAACUCACCCUUUAUAGCCACUUACUUUAAAAGCCUGCAAUGGCUAAAACAUCGGCGUUUCAAGUACAUCACUCGUUUGAUAACAAGGUUUAUAAAUAUAAUCAUUUAAGUUUUCUUUUCAAUGCAUUAUGAUUUGUUUUAUUUUUUUUUUGUGCUUAUUUUAU